UUGUCGUAUCCCCGGAAACAACACAGCCAAAAAGAUGUCUGGACUGCCUAGAGAAGUUUUAAAGUGGAUCCAGAGCUUGGAUUUGACAUGGCAGGUCAAAACUCCGAAAUGGGACAUUACAAAUGGCUAUCUGACUGCUGAAAUCUUCUCCUGGUACUUCCCACAAGACAUUCAGAUGCACUCUUAUAACAAUGGAAAAUCUCUUGAUUCAAAGCAGAAAAAUUGGGACCUCCUUAAAAAUUUUAUUAAAAGACACAGAUUGGACAUCCCAAGUGAAGUGAUAGAUGGAACAAUACAUUGUAAAGAGGGGGCUGCAGCCAUGUUGUUAGAAAGAAUGUAUGAACUACUCACAAACAGAGUUAUAAGGAAAACUCCGCCAGAGUUUGAGACAGACUUUACAGAUCGGGGUUACCAAAGCAAACUGCCAAUGCAUGCCCGCUCUACAGCAUCUCAGUCAGUGAAAAACAACCUCAGAAUUACAGAAAUACAGGCAGAUUCUAGUCUUAUUCUAAAUGCUCAAAAGUCUCAGAAGAUAAUCAAUGAACACAUUGACCACAGGCGAAUGGAGCGCCAGGAGAACCCUGACCGAUUCAACAUCCGACCUUCCGUUGGGGAGGCUAGUUUCCGCCGCCCAUUCCCACAGCAACAGGAAGAUGGGGUUACAGAGGAAAGGGGAGAGUCCCAGGAUCAGCAGAGAAGUGGUAGUGGUAUUUCCAGGGAGCCUAGUGUACACUUCAAGGAGGUUCAAGUACGCCAGCUCGACAAGAAUGCCCUCUACAAUAUGCCCAUCCAGGGGUACUAAAUCAUGCCAGAACUGUCUUCAUUACCACCCUUUGCCACUAAAAACAGCAUUAAUUUGAAUUGGGAAAAAAUAAAUAAAACCUAUCAUCUGAGAACAAUUGCUUUUAAAUGCAUUAUCAGUAUGUGGAAAAGAACUGCAUUAAUCUAACAAUGCCAUUUUUAACUUAUUUGUUUUUAUAAAUCGUUAAUAAUGUAUUGCAUGUCUGUAUUUGAAAAUAUAUUGACUGAAAUUGUGUAUAGAUUGUGUAUUACUUCUAUCAUGUUUGAGUGGACUCGGAUAUAUGAAAUCAUGAAUACACAUAACAAUUUUAUUCAUCACUGUAUUAAAAUAUUAAUUGAUACAUGUAUUUCCAAAACUGUCCAUAGUUUAUUAUAUUUAAGUUAAACAUUUAACUUUUUUUUUAGAAAAUAUCAAGAGUAUUGGAAUAUUAUAUCAUCCAAAAUAUACACAUUCAUGUAUAUAAUAUUUUAUGCAUUAUUAGUACAUUUAACGAAAUGUGUUUUUUAUUUGUCUUUCUUUUGUUGAAUUUCUGUGAUAUUUACAUGUACACAAUGUCAUUACUAUGCUCCCUUUUACAUGUACAUAGCCAUUUUCUAAAUGUAUUUGUUACAUUUUUCAUUGUCAUGAUGCAUAAUAAACAAGUAUGCACAAAGUUAA
Messenger RNA from Mya arenaria, 1459 nucleotides. Its product is annotated as spermatogenesis-associated protein 4-like. The record is from RefSeq and is a predicted model, not a curated record. Gene Ontology annotation, molecular function: microtubule binding. The transcript is spliced from 6 exons. Bases 35 to 802 code for a protein of 255 amino acids. Lineage: Eukaryota; Metazoa; Mollusca; Bivalvia; Myida; Myidae. Gene Ontology annotation, biological process: regulation of cytoskeleton organization. Gene Ontology annotation, cellular component: axoneme.